Acanthoscelides obtectus is the source of this 2135-nucleotide messenger RNA. NCBI's taxonomy places the organism in Eukaryota, Metazoa, Arthropoda, Insecta, Coleoptera, Chrysomelidae. The record is from the annotation of a GenBank genome assembly.
GCCAUAUAUUUCACUCAUAUCAUUACAAUGACUUGAAAAUAAAAAAUUGCAGUCGUUUUUAUAAGUUGAGUCCUAAUGCAAGUACUACUUAAUCAUCACAGUUUUGUCAUAAAAGGAAAACAAUAUUUUAAUUCAAAAUAUGAACUCUUGAUUUAGCCAUAUCUAAAUUACUUUUAAGGGUCUAAAAGGUCAACAUCUUCGUUCUUAACAUACUCAUUUCUAGGCCAAAUUGAAAAACAAAGCAUGGUGAAAAAAGAUUGAUAGAGUUACAACUUUGACCCGAUUGUGGGUUAGGUACACACAUCUGUGAGUCAUUGUAUCGAACUAAUCAUAUAAAUAAAGACCGAUAUGACAAAUUUCUGCAGCAAUAAGCAAAUACCGUCAUUGAAAACCGUAGCUUAUCGCUGAACUGAUUAAGCGCUGUAACCCAACAAAGAGAAUGCAAGCACGAUCUUAGUCCCCGAUUGACGGACGACUGUGUCAUCAUAAGAUUGUUUGCCCGCACUAUCUCAAUACUUCAAAAUCUGAACUUUGUAUCGACAGAAGUCGAUAAAUUCUCACUAAGCUGGAGGUGUACCCUUAGUCUAUUUGGUAUACUGGCAGUAGAGUGAUCAAAGUGUAGUAGUUUUAUAUUUGGGUACUCUCUUAGAAUAUCAAGGUAAGCUUUGGAUUUUAUUAUCAAUCACAAUUUUAUGAACUAAUCAUAAAGGGUUCAUCGCGAAAGAGAUUAUGGGUUGAUCUGUAUGACGCAUCUAAAUUGAACCUAACGAUAAAUAACUUGUAGGUCUACUCUUAGUCUAUUUGAUAUACUAGGAGUAGAGUGAUCUGAAUGAGUAGUUCUAGAUUCGAAAUAUUCCGUUAGGAAAUCAAGAUGUCCGGUGAAUUCACAUUGGAUACGUCACCGCCAAGCGCAGCCACAUUGGCCGUUGCCGAGCAGGAGCUGCGAGAAACUCCCGAAGUAGUGUCGCAGGCACUGCAGGAACUGCGGGAGUUGCUUAAGAAUGAUGACACCAUCUACUUCAAGGAUGAUGAUCAGACACUCAUCAUGUACCUGAGACCGUGCAAGUUUUAUGCCAAGAGCGCUUACGAAUUGAUGAAACGUAUUUCGGAAUUCAAAGAGAAACAUAAGGACAUCUUAGAAAAUCUUCUGCCCGAGGAUGAAAAAGUUGCCUUUACAGAGCAUAAUGUAGUGAAUGUAUUGAAAAAUAGAGACCAUAAAGGCAGGAGGGUGCUUCUCGUCAAUGUGGGAGGUACGUGGGACCCUUCGAAAGUAUCCCCAACGCAGCUCUUCAGAAUUUUCUACAUCAUCCACGAGGUAGCCGUCCUGGAACCAGAGACACAAAUCAACGGAUGUGUCGUAAUCAUGGACUUCGAUGGACUGGGCAUGAAACAAGUGAAAGCCUUCAGCCCUUCAUUUAGUCUUCUGUUGCUCAGUUUUAUCCAGGAUGCCAUGCCUUUGAGGUUAAAAGAGGUUCACAUGGUUAAGCAGCCCUUUGUAUUCAAUAUCGUUUGGAGUGUUUUCAAGCCCUUCAUUAGGGAUAAGCUAAAGAAGAGAAUCCACUUCCACGGUAGCAAAAUGGAUUCCCUGCACAAAUUCAUGGAACCAUCCCAUCUACCGAAGGAUUACGAUGGUGCACUGCCCAAGUUGGACUAUGGCGGAAAGGACUGGUACCCAGAAGUAGACAAAUAUUUGGACCAUAUCAAAACCAUGAAUAGCUUUGGAAAGAAGAAGAAAUAGAAGAAAUAUUUUGUCAUGUUUUGUAACUUACUAAAAUACUUCAGUACUAUAAUAAGACGUAUUCCCGAUCUCGUCCAGCAAAUAUGUUUUGAAUGUUUCACUCCAAUGUUUACUCAAUAUUUGUAUCAUUGACCAGGCUCUUAGACAAAUCAUGCCCAUAAUCGCCACAGCUAUUCUUUUUUCUAUUUCAAUUUGUUGAUUAGCUAGGUUCAUGAUGUGAUGUAUUCAUUGUUUUGCAGUUAGUUUAGUACAUACUCGUAAUUUGUUUUUACUUGUUCACCUAAAUUUUGUAACGUUCAUACCUAACAGUCUGUUCAAUUUUUCGCAUAUGAUACGUACCUUUAUGUACCUACAUUUUGUAAAUAUAUUGUAGCAAAAAUAUACUAUUGUUCUCCCA